Molecule: messenger RNA, 1966 nt
Organism: Beta vulgaris subsp. vulgaris (sugar beet)
Lineage: Eukaryota; Viridiplantae; Streptophyta; Magnoliopsida; Caryophyllales; Amaranthaceae
Product: ammonium transporter 1 member 4
Exons: 2
Coding region: 392-1882 (496 amino acids)
Biological process (GO): ammonium transmembrane transport; ammonium homeostasis
Cellular component (GO): membrane
Molecular function (GO): ammonium channel activity
Source: RefSeq, a predicted model, not a curated record
UUUUCAUAGUUUAUUUGUUAUUAUUUCUGCUGCGAAAUUCUGAAUAAACCGAUGUGUUAUAAAUUUUUUAUUAAAAAAGCAUUUUUGAAAAAUAGAGAAUUAUCAUGAUGUUACAUAAGUCGGGUUGGACCCAUAUUAAUCACCUCUUAUAAUCGUGAUAGAAUUUCUAAUGCUCUUUUUAGAAAAAUUGCAUAACCCCGGGUAAAAAAAAAAAAAAAAGUUAUCAGAUCCAGUAGGAAAAGUAAAGUCUAAAGAUAGUCUAAAGAUAGUCAAAAGAUGAAUCCGAUAGUAGAAUAAGAAUCACACCACCCCUCUAUAAAAGCUCAACCUACACAAAUCCCCCAAACCCUCCAAACAAAAAACACAACCAUCUCAAUUGUUCUCCACAAUAAUGGCGUCAUCUCUAGGCUGCUCAUCCACCCACUUAACCCCACUCCUGAACUCCUCAUCCGCCGCAGAAUACAUCUGCCAACAAAUCACAACCAACUCCGCUUUAACAACCGAUGCAACCACUGCAAUCAACGCCGUCUACCUUCUCUUCUCCGCCUACCUCGUAUUCUCCAUGCAACUCGGCUUCGCCAUGCUUUGCGCUGGCUCCGUACGCGCUAAAAACACCAUGAAUAUCCUCCUCACCAACGUCCUCGACGCCGCAACAGGUGCUAUUUUCUUCUAUCUAUUCGGUUUCGAUUUCGCAUUCGGCAGUCCUUCAAACCCCUUCAUUGGUCGUCGUUUCUUUGCUCUCUCAUCAAUGCCUAACUUUUCACUCUCCUAUGAUUACAAUUACUUUCUUUUCCAAUACUGCUUUGCUAUCGCUGCAGCCGGGAUCACAUCCGGCUCGAUAGCAGAGCGUACGCAGUUCGGAUCAUAUUUAGCGUACUCAAGCUUUUUAACUGGGUUUGUAUACCCCGUUGUUGCUCAUUGGUUUUGGUCUAAUGAUGGUUGGGGGAGUCCGUUUGCGACUACGAAGCUAUUAUUUGCUUCGGGUGUUAUUGACUUUGCCGGGUCUGGAGUUGUACACUUGGUUGGAGCCGUGGCUGGGUUUUGGGGGGCGUCUAUUGAAGGUCCUAGAAUUGGUAGGUUUGACCAUGAGGGUAGAGGGGUUGGUCUUAAAGGACAUAGUGCUACAUUGGUUGUUUUAGGGACUUUCUUGUUGUGGUUCGGAUGGUAUGGGUUUAACCCGGGUUCGUUUCUGAUCAUUGCUAAGGCGUACGGUGAAAGCGGGUCCAUGUAUGGGCAGUGGAGUGCUGUAGGUAGGACUGCUGUUACCACUACCCUUGCGGGUGCAACGGCGGCGCUUACUACUCUCUUUGGUAAAAGGUUACUAUCAGGGCAUUGGAACGUGACCGAUGUAUGCAACGGCCUACUCGGAGGAUUCGCCGCCAUAACAGGUGGUUGUGCAGUGGUAGACCCAUGGGCUGCCUGCAUAUGCGGGGUUGUAGCAGCCAUUGUCCUAAUAACAUGCAACAUCCUAGCAGAAAAAUUCAAGUAUGACGAUCCCUUAGAAGCUUUUCAGCUGCAUGGAGGGUGUGGUGCAUGGGGAAUGAUCUUCACAGCCUUGUUCGCCAAGAAAGAAUAUCUCCAAGAAGUGUAUCCAGGGCGUCCGGCCUCCUCGUACGGCCUUCUGAUGGGUGGCGGGUGGCGUCUCUUAGCGGCCCACGUUGUACAAAUCUUGGCCAUAUGUGCUUGGGUGAGUGUGACAAUGGGGAGCUUGUUUUAUGUAUUGCAUAAGUUGAACUUGUUGAGGAUUACAGCAGAGGAGGAAAUGGAAGGAAUGGAUCGUACUUGUCAUGGUGGACCUGCUUAUAUUGGAGAUGGGGAUGAGAAGCCUAAAACUUGGUCUAGUUUUAUGGGUGAUAAGCCUCCUGGGGAACUUCAAGCUUGAUUUUGCAACUAUUUUGUCCAUUAGUUGUAGUUUAAUUACUUGGAUUGGAUAGAUGCAUAUAUGUAUUGGUUUUGUAGUUUUGUA